Ruditapes philippinarum (Manila clam) is the source of this 2580-nucleotide messenger RNA. RefSeq lists its product as uncharacterized. Gene Ontology annotation, biological process: phosphatidylserine exposure on apoptotic cell surface; apoptotic process involved in development; engulfment of apoptotic cell. Gene Ontology annotation, cellular component: plasma membrane. The record is from RefSeq and is a predicted model, not a curated record. The transcript has 7 exons. Lineage: Eukaryota; Metazoa; Mollusca; Bivalvia; Venerida; Veneridae. The coding region runs from base 10 to 2532 and encodes 840 amino acids.
GGCAGAAUAAUGCAUCAUGAUGAACUUCUCGGUUCGGAACAAACUUGUAGCGGGGAACGUCGAAGUCGUUCAAAUGAAGACCAAGAUACCCUAACUGGCUUUACCAUCCAUGAAGCUGUUUUCGGCCUUUUAUCAAUAUUAUUUUUCUACACCGAUGUUGUAACUGAUAUUUUGCUAGCAAAUGAUUAUUUCCAUCAAGGAAACAAGUUGGCAUUUGGUUCAACGGCUUCUUUCGUUGUUGUUCCUUCAGUUAUAACAUGUUUCGUGAAUUUCCGAUGGUAUGUUUUAGAUCAUCAGAAGUCUUGCAAAAAUAAAUCCGGUGAGGGGACAUCCACGUUUCUUUGGGUGACCAGGCUUACUGUGACACUUUUAAUGAUGGGUCCAGUUAUAAGGCAGGUCGAAUUUUUAUAUCACGGAUUGAAAAGCCGCAGUAAAGAUUCAUCAAAAAAGAAAAAAGACAUUCACUACAAAAUCAUGGGAGAGGACAAUGAAGAUGCAUGCUGUUUACGGAUGUUUGAAUGUUUCCUUGAAGCGGCACCGCAGCUUGUUCUUCAAAUAUACAUCAUAACAGCACAAAGACAGGAUGAAUCAUGGCACAUAGGUCUUACAAUUAAAUUAGGGGGAAGACAAGUAGCUGCAAUAUUUACAUCCUGGGUUGGUCUAGCCUGGUCAUUGGUUGCGUAUAAGAAGGCCAAGAGGUUCUCUCACGAAGACAAGGAAAAUCAUACAUUACAAGGAAUGGGGGGACGACAAGUAGCUGCAAUAUUUACAUCCUGGGUGGGUCUAGCCUGGUCAUUGGUUGCGUAUAAGAAGGCCAAGAGGUUCUCUCACGAAGACAAGGAAAAUCAUACAUUACAAGGAAUGGGUUUCAAUUUUUUAUGGCGUGCUUGUGAAAUAGGGCCUAGAGUUAUUGCUCUUGGUUUAUUUUCUCCGCAGUUUCGCUCUUUCGUGUUCAUUGUGGCAGGUGUUCACUGGAUUGCAAUGUCGAUCUGGGCCAAAAAGUUGCGGAGUGCACAUAUUGUCAAAAUGGUGUCAAAGAAGAAACUUCCGCACUCAAGACGGUGCAAAUAUUCGGAACAAGUUGCUGCUUAUUGCUAUUGUCCGUCUGACGAAAGUGAUUCCGUUUUAAAAGCGUGUGAUAAAACAUGUUGUGAAGCUGCAGACUUUCCUGACCUCGUUCAAGUCCAGAGUAGAAGUUCCUCACAAUGUUCGGAUAUAGACAGAUUCAUACAUCCAGAUCAACCUCUCCCUGAUUUUGAACACACAGAUAGAAGAAGACGUCAAAUUCCUCCGCAUGAUGGUCACUCUGAGACAGAGGUCUUACAUACAGGUCCAGAUUUCACAUGUCUGGACGUUCUGAUCGGCUUGUCAUCAAUUGCAUUCUUCUACUUUGAUGUCGUCACAGACAUUUUACUAGCAAGAGAUUAUUUUCAUCAAGACAACAUGUUGGAGUUUGCUUUAACAACAGCUUUCAUUGUUGGGCCGUCUUUUAUUACGUGUGUUUUGAACUUUCGUUGGUACCUGUUGGAUUACCAGAGUCAGCAGAUAUUGAUUAAAAAUCGUGGAAAAGAACAUGUUAAACAUACAUCUAUGUGUCUGUGGCUAGUAAGAUUUACUUUGACGCUAUUGAUGAUGGGACCAGUUAUAAGACAGAUCGAGUACAUAUACAAUGGUUUAAAAAGCAGCAGUAAAAAUUUACCACCAAAGGAAAAGAAGCGUCAUUACAUUGUGAUGAGGAUGGAAGAUGUGGAUGCUUGUUGUAUACGAAUGUUUGAGUGUUUCCUGGAAGCCGCACCACAGCUUGUUCUACAGAUAUAUAUCUUAAUGCUACAUCGACAGCAAGAAUCAUGGCUUCUAGAGGGAAUACGGGCUGCAGCAAUAUUAUCAUCGUGGGCAAGUCUAUCCUGGUCCAUGGUCGCUUAUCAGAAGGCCCUGAGGUUCUCUCACGAGGACAAAGAAAAUAUUACCAUACCAGGGAUGGUUUUCUCGUUUUUAUGGCGUGCCUUUGAAAUAGGACCUAGAGUUAUUGCUCUUGGUUUGUUUGCCGCACUGUUUGACUAUAUUGUGUUCUUCGUGGUAGGUGUGCACUGGAUAGCAAUGGCGGGAUGGCUAUUCUGCCAAAAGACGCAGUUUUACCAGAAUCGGUGCGAAGAGAGAUUCUUUAAUAUCGUAUGUGGAUAUGUUCUAGUCUUUUGCUUUCUGAAUGUUCGAGACGGUGCAACAAGAUACAGAAUGUUAGUAUAUUAUUUCAUAGUAUACGCAGAAAAUUGGGCAAUGAUGGGGUUUUGGUUUUACUUUACUGAUGACAAGAGUCAGUGGUUUUAUAUACCAACGUUUUUUGUAGUGUCUCUAGGGGUACUGUUACAACUGUUUUUUCAGUUAACAUACUACAUAUGUUUUCAUCCAUUAGGUAGGGGACAGAUACCGUGUUGUCUGAAGUCAGAAGAAUACUCAUGCUACCAGUCUCUAUGUCAUGAACUAGAUACUGAUGAAACAAAUUACAUUGAAAAUCCUCAUACUACAAAAGUUUAAAUACACACAAAGCUAAUAAUAUAUGUAGCUAAAUUUACUCAUUUUUUU